AUGCUUUCGGAUUAUAAACUCACUGAUGAGUUAGAAGUCGAGGAAGCACUUAAUGGGUACCCAGCUUCCGAAUGGCUUGCAAAUUCAUCCGACUAUGCCCAGUACAUAGAUGAGUACAUACGGUAUCGCCACCAGGCGGACUUACGUGAAGCGGAAGAACAACAUCAAACUCCGGAAGGGGCCAAGAUAAGGGUAGCAAACAUCUCUCCUCAGCCAUGGUCAGCCCAAAUACCAUACUGGGCCGCUGAAAAUGAAAGUAAACUUGUGCGGAUACUCCGUGGGCAAGAUAGCCCAGAUCUACCAUUACCUGAUGGUGUCACGUAUUUUUGGAAUAAAACCGACCGCAGGAAAUUUGGAGUAUCGUCUUUCUUCCUUCUCUGGUCUGAAGACUCGACGCUCAGCUCUCUCUCUCCCAGACAGCCACCUCGUCUCGUCUGUAUCAUCACAUCAAUUCAAUCCCAGAGACAAGUUCUCAAUCCUUCUUGUUGCUCUCUGAGAUUUGCUUCAUCUGGAGGUUAUUCUGUUCUUCACUCAAGUGGUCUUCAGCACUGGUUUAAAAAUUGGCAAGGACACAGAAAACAUAAACUGACAGCUAGCACUUUUGCUGCCGCCGUUGGUUUUUUUCAUCGCCGAAGACUCCAGCUUUGGUUAGAGAAGAUUGGAGCAAUUGAGCCAUUUUCGGGUAACCUGGCUACCUGUUGGAGCAAUAUCAAAGAAGAGGAAGCACUUGAAAGAUACAAGCUGAUAACAGGAAAUUCUGUCUUGUUUCCUGAAUUUCAAGUCUAUGGUAAUACAAAUGCUGGAGAUGAUUGGCUAGGAGCUUCACCAGACGGGGUGGUUGAUAGGCUGGUAUACGGAUUGUCUUCACGAGGAGUACUGGAGAUUAAGUGCCCAUUUUUCGAUGGAAAUAUGAAAAAGGCUACCCCUUGGUCGCGAAUUCCUUUGUACUGUGUUCCACAGGCUCAGGGUUUAAUGGAAAUACUUGACAGGGAUUGGAUGGAUUUCUAUGUUUGGACUCCUAAAGGGAGUAGCCUAUUCAGGUUAUACCGGGAUGCAGAGUACUGGGAUGUUUUGAAAAUGGUUCUCUCAGAUUUUUGGUGGAAUCAUGUCCAGCCAGCGAGGGAGAUGUGCAGUAAGUCUCAGAUUACGGAUCCCCUUGUUGAAUUAAGAUCGCUCAAACCAGCACCCAGGCAUGAAAUGUGUAGUUAUGUAGUUUAUGAAAGCAAACGCAUUGUUGAUAGCUCCAAGUUAUUGAUGCGUGAAAUCAAUGGCAAACUGAUAAACUGAUGCAGCAUCUAUAACCACGAUUUAGGCCUUUCAAAUUAUUCGGUUCUGAGGAUAUGGGACUCAUCCCCAUCAAGUUGCUGGAAUAUGGUUUGGCUUUCAUGAGUUUAUUGAUUGAUGUAAAUUCCUACCGUCAGUAUCAUCAUAACUUUGGCCUAAAUAGUGAAAGAGGAAUGCACGUUGCUAGUACAUGAGGUAGAUUUUGAUAGAGAGGUGAAAAUAUUCCCAGCUAUAGUCAUUGUAUAACAACAAAAAAGAAAGGAAAUGUUUGAUUUCUACAGGAUUGAACAAGUAAAGAAGGAAGAUUUUUAGUUGAGGCGCUGAUCGCGCUGGGGAAAAACUCAAACAGAAAUACCUUGCAUUUGCCUUUCAAAAUAUCACAUUACUACUGGAAAAAGAAAAGGAAGACAACUUAAACUUACCAAGAAGUUUUGCUCAUUUCUUGAAUGAGCAGGGGCAGUUCUUUUGACUGCAGCCCAUUCUGAUAGUACAUGAUCAAGGCGUCCUCACCGAGCUCAUUUGUUCUAUUAAGUUGGAGCGGCGCCAACUAGUUUCACUUUUCUUGUGUCAUAUAUUGUCUUAGGAAUUUAUCGUCCUUGGUGAUUAUGGAUUGAUUUCAUAUCAUCUUCCGUAAAGUGUAGAGCAUGGACUCACAAAUGUAUUAUUUAUUUCCAUUUUUUAUAU
This is a messenger RNA of Prunus mume (Japanese apricot), 1968 nucleotides long. The record is from RefSeq and is a predicted model, not a curated record. Lineage: Eukaryota; Viridiplantae; Streptophyta; Magnoliopsida; Rosales; Rosaceae.